UACCACUAUUUAAACGAACGCAAAUAGGCUACUGGCCUUCACAACAUCGAUCAGUGAUGACCACCGGUUUUGGCGCCAACCCCAGUCCAUGGCGGGACCAAAUUCCCUGGUACACCCGCCUACUCCUCGCCGUGUUAUCUUUCGCAUUCGACGCCGGUUGUCGCUUCGACCUCAUACGCCGCCUCCUCCUCCUCCUCGACCUCAAAUCUCCACCCUCCUCCGCCAAAGGCGUCACCUCCUUCGACGUCACAGUCGACCCCUCCCGCAACCUCUGGUUCCGCCUCUACGUCCCCUCUCCCUCCUCCUCCCCCGCCUCCACCCUCCCUCUCCUAUUCUACUUCCACGGCGGCGGGUUCGUAGCAUUUGCGCCAAACUCCAUUACCUAUGACAAUUUAUGCCGUAGACUCGCUCGCAAUCUCCAAGCUGUCGUCAUUUCAGUCAACUACCGCCUCGCGCCUGACCACCGCUACCCUUGCCAGUACGACGACGGCCUUGACGUACUAAAAUUCAUCGACGCACGAAACUACGCCGUUUUACCCUCGUCUACUGAUCUCAACCGGUGUUUUAUCGUCGGCGACAGCGCAGGCGGUAACAUAGCCCAUCACGUGACGCUCAGAGCCUGCGAUCACGUUUUUGAGAAGGUGAAAAUUAUUGGACUGGUGGCGAUACAGCCGUUUUUCGGUGGAGAAGAGCGCACAGAAUCGGAACUCUGCCUCGCCAGAGCGCCAAUUCUUAACACGAGACGUACAGACUGGAUGUGGAGGUCGUUUCUGCCGAAAGGAUCGGGUAGGGACCACGAGGCGGCGCAUGUGUCUGGUGCUAUAAGGGCGGUUAAGUUCCCGGCGACGGUUGUGUUUGUUGGUGGUUUUGAUCCGUUACAGGAUAGGCAGAGGAGCUAUUUUGAGGGGCUAAGGAAGUCUGGUAAGGAAGUGGAGUUGGUUGAGUAUCCAGACGCCAUCCACAGCUUUUGCUUCUUUCCGGAAUUUCCCCAUUUUGGGAACGCAAUUGCCAAGUUGAAGGAGUUUAUUCAAAAGCAAUCAGCAGCCACCAAAUAGACAAUGCGUAUAAGGUGUUUGUUGAAAUUACUAUACCCAAGGCAAAGGAUGUUCCAAUGGAAGUUCUCUACUGAUAUCUAUUGCCGGUCACUUUGCUUCCUAGAAUUUGUACUAAAAUUUUCACCAUGCACCUCAUGAUAAUAAGUUCAUACAAGUUGCACUUUACCCAGCUUUGUGAAUAAAUGAAGGUUGCAUUUUUAUAUUUGCGUUGAUGUUCGAGUUCGUUGGUACUUCUCUCAGAUUUUGUUUCGAUUUAUAGGCAAAAUAUUGAAUAAUUUGUACCCCCAAAAAAAUCUGUAUGGGCGCUGUUAGCUUCUUAAAGUUCUUGCACAGUUAGAAAAGAAAUAAUAGGACUCAAUGAUUCCUGUAGUUGACCCCUGUAACAGUGUAUUUCCCACCAUUUUAUUGGAAGCAUCUUAAAUUCU
This is a messenger RNA of Rhododendron vialii, 1480 nucleotides long. RefSeq names its product probable carboxylesterase 18. Gene Ontology annotation, molecular function: carboxylic ester hydrolase activity. Gene Ontology annotation, biological process: pollen tube growth. The record is from RefSeq and is a predicted model, not a curated record. The transcript has 2 exons. Bases 57 to 1055 code for a protein of 332 amino acids. NCBI's taxonomy places the organism in Eukaryota, Viridiplantae, Streptophyta, Magnoliopsida, Ericales, Ericaceae.